UCCUCGGUGUCCAACACCACCACUCUAGGUCGAUUUUCAAGAUUUGUACAUAGAAAGAACAGGGUCAUAAUAAUACGUCAAAAUGGUUCACGCCGACGCUUCCAACUUUGCUGCCAACGUCACCAAGGAAGAGGCCUACCAGCAGGUUCUUGACCAAGCUGAAGGUCUGUUCUAUGAGCAGAGGAACUGGGUUUGCAAUUUGUCCAACUGCGCUGCCCUUCUCUGGCACGCUUUCAAGUCUCUUCCGGCUCCGAGCAACCAGGUCAACUGGGCUGGCUUCUACACCCUCAACCACCCCUCCACUACCGAACUCAUUCUAGGCCCUUUUCAAGGUAAAGUAGCCUGCCAAACCAUCGCCUUCGGCAGGGGCGUAUGCGGUGCCGCAGCCGCCACCAAGACCACUCAGCUCGUUCCCGACGUCGACGCCUUUCCCGGCCACAUCGCCUGCGACGGCGACAGCAAGAGCGAGAUUGUGGUUCCCAUUGUGGUGGAUGAUAGGGUGGUGGCCAUCAUCGAUGUGGACUGUGCGGAGCUGAACGGGUUCGAUGAGGUCGAUAAGGUGUGGUUGGAGAAGUUGGCGGAUUUGGUGGGCAGGAGCUGUGACUGGCCUUGAAUUUUUGAAAGCUUGCGCAAUGGGGAGUAAGGGAAGAUUGGUCCAUAGUAGGGGAGGGGUGGAAUGAGGGUGAGAAGACUUGUUGGGGUUUAAAGAUGUGGAGGAUAAAUGGGGGCUUUGGGCUGCUGAUGAGAUACCUAGAGAUAUGGAUGGGAACAGACAUCAGUUUUCUUCGUGUUGGUGAUUGGUCAGACUACCUAUUUCGUCUUCUUUCGCAGACAGCCACCUCUCACACUAGGUCCUCCGGUCUCG
Molecule: messenger RNA, 865 nt
Organism: Neurospora crassa OR74A
Lineage: Eukaryota; Fungi; Ascomycota; Sordariomycetes; Sordariales; Sordariaceae
Product: GAF domain nucleotide-binding protein
Exons: 5
Coding region: 83-613 (176 amino acids)
Cellular component (GO): cytosol
Molecular function (GO): protein binding; L-methionine (R)-S-oxide reductase activity
Source: RefSeq, a predicted model, not a curated record